Pomacea canaliculata is the source of this 3834-nucleotide messenger RNA. RefSeq lists its product as uncharacterized. The transcript is spliced from 4 exons. NCBI's taxonomy places the organism in Eukaryota, Metazoa, Mollusca, Gastropoda, Architaenioglossa, Ampullariidae. The record is from RefSeq and is a predicted model, not a curated record. Bases 1136 to 2014 code for a protein of 292 amino acids.
GGCGAGCGGGAGGCAGCGGGCGGACGAGAGGCUGCAGACAGAAGCGGUGCCGCAAGCAUCACUGGGCGACCUGCUCGUCGACUUCUGGUCACAACCACCGCCAACCACGACCACCACCGACAACACCAAACCUUGCGCCGACCUGUCAUGGCGCCAUCCUCUGGCCGAUCGCAGCGCCGCGGUGCGGACACGGAGGUAGGACCGGGGGAGGCGGCUCCCUCCUGUGGCGGCACCCUCGCACCCUGGAGUUAACUUCCAACCUCUUGGGUCCUCAACCACUUCUCGCCAAAUCUGGAGCUGCCGGUACACGACAAUGUCGCCUCUUUGCAGAGAGCAGGCAGGAGGUCGGUGGAGUGAGGUGCCGGGGUCAGGGGUCAGGGGUUGGAUAUGGAGACGAGGCCAACAGCCUGCAGUCAGUGGCGCUGAACUCUUGGGACAUUGUGCGCCAUGGUGAUGUCACUGACACUGACUGACUCGUGGAGGUGGCUUCCUGUCACCUUACAUGUACUCUUGUGACUUACUGCCACUGUCACUGCCACUGCCACUGCCACCCUACUGAGGACAGCUGGUGACAACAGCGGCACUUGUGACCUACUGCCACUGUCACUGCCACUGCCACCCCACAGAGCACAGCUGGCGACAACAGCGGCACUUGUGUAGCGGCAUGGAGUACUUUGAUGUGCACCACGGGGUGUCCUACACGUGACUGCCACUUGUGACUGGCUUGUGUCACAAACUGCGAGGGUGACUUGAUGCUGUCACUGUGGUCACGUGUCUCGAUGACACAGAUUUCAGUGUAGAUGUGUCACUGUCGACAUCGUCAUGUGACUGCCACACUUACCUUGUGUCACACAUCUACAGUUUGCUGUGCUGUCAUGUUGAGUGGACGUGACACAAGAACCGACGGUGGGACGGCGACACGUGUUGGCCAGUACUGCCAUCUUGUGGUGAGCAUGCGCAGUGGAGCGCUAUCCAGGGUUCCAUAACAUGUCCUUCACCUCCAGGGUUGUCAAGUGACGUCACAGCGUAUGACAAGGUCAGACGUGUCUGUACUUCUAUAUAGGACAAGGUCAGAUGUGAAUACACGAGGUCAGACGUAUAUGCACUGAUAUCUAGGUCGAGGUCAGACGUAACCAUGAGCAGCGGACCGCCCAGACAGCAAACCACACAAUCGAGGGGCAGACCUCGCCCUGAGCUGAUUUCUCCGCUUGGUGGCGUUGACAUCGACAUCCGUCACAUGGACGAUGACCCCUUGUCGGCCAGUGCUGAGGUCGUUACAGACCCGGAUGAUGACCGACAGUCCAGUGGACAGCGACAAGGACUCACUGACUGUCACUCGUCCACGUCAUCCUGCCGGCCACACGCGGACACGCAUGACCGCUCCAGCCGCUUCUCUGAGGACAGUCGCCCCAUGUUCUCACCUGUCCCCGCCGAGUUCAUGGACGACGACGACAGACCUCACGGCACACCUCGUCACGAGGCCAGGAUGGCCAGAGACGCCGCGUCACUGCCCGCCAUCCAUGUUGACCGCUCGGACAAGACACAAGACACGGCGGUCAUGGAGUUUGCUCGGCAGCCCGAGGAGCUCACGGAGGGCCUGGAAAGUCCCACCAGCGAGCGUCUACGAGUGCCCUCCCCUUUGCUGUACCGGAAGACCGACGGCCGAGUGGUUCUGAUGACUCAGGAUUCGAACCGCAAAACUCUGGGCGCCUGGAGCCUGUCGGAGGGCAACCUGCCCGAGGCCUUGAGGCGCUGUCCACACCCGACACCCCUGCCACCCGUGGCCGGCAGACCUACCCACCUGGAUGUCGGGUCAUGUGUCUUGUCUGUGUCCAGUCAUCGUCCCGAGUGGAUGUGGCAGACGGCCACCCGGGGUAGCAGCGACGUGGCCCUCAACGAACUGAGGAAGGAACGAGACGGACGCUGCCCCACCCCCGGGAGACUAACCUCUCACCUCCAGCCGCUCAGCACAGGGUCAAAGGUCAUGUCCACCAGCAGCAUUCAGACACCGUGAGCACGCCUCCAGUCACGUGGUGCAAGUCCCGUCUGUCAUGUGACCUGUGUGAUUUGUGAUACAAGGCUGGCUGGUGCCAGCAGACAAGAGUCCAUCGUGGUGGAGGUUGUGAUCCAGGCACACCUGCCAGGUGGAUGGCCAACGAUUUUCGCGGAGGAAAGAGACGACAGGUGUUUGUGCUGUGUAAACAUGGCCGUGCGUCACCUGACACAAGUGUGCGCCGCACCUGCUCCUCCCGACAGCGAACACCUGCUGCAGUGACGUUUAUCUACCUUCUGAACACAACACCUGCCCACAGGUGACCUGACGCCUGACUUUCUGUCACAAGGUUGUGCACCUGUCUAUUUCACAAGCGCACCUGAAGUUUUGCACCUGUUUGACCUUUUGUAGAGUUCGAUGUCCCCACCUCACACCUGGCACCCACCCGUUGACACCUCAGCUUUGUUGUUACCUGUGAUGACAUUCGUGCACUCUUUGGUUUUUCUCCUUGUCACUAAGCACGUGAGCACGCACACAAACUCACUUGCUCUCUCAGGCACACAGACACACUGACACGCAGACACACUGACACACAGACACGCAGACACACUGACACAGACACGCAGACACAGACACGUGUGCAGACAGACCCACUGAUACGUAAUGAGGGUGGAGGACACAUGCACUGUAGAGAUGACGAUGAGGACACAUGCACUGUAAGAGAUGACGAUGAGGACACGUGCACUGUAAACAAGCGGACAGCAGGUGACGUGACCAGCAUGCUAAUGCCCUGAUUAAUGUAAUUAAUUAAUUAACACUUGCCUCAUUUACUAAUCAUCAACACCGGCUGCUGACAUCGACCUGUAGGCACACGCUGUGUACACAGGUGGGGUGGGGUGGUCCACCCUCACAGUUGGCUGGGUGGAUGGGGACAAGCAGCCAGCACGUGCCGCCUGUUGGGGCCACGUGACCUCUCUCACCUGCUAACGACUCAGUGUCGGCCUCGCCACCCAGCGCCGGCCGUACAGUCGGGUGUAGGGGUGGGGUGGGGUGGGGGGAAUAAGUCAGUUGGACAGUUGAUAGUUCAAGGUGGGGUGGGAUUUACCUGACCUGUUUGUCCCACCCUUCUAGCGAGCCUAGCACCGCCAGUGCAACCUGUGAGUCACACCUGAGCGAUGGCCAUGCUCGCCUUGAUGACGUCAUGCACGCGCGCUUUGCACCUGGUGCAGUGGCUUGACUGUGAUGGCAGUGCAUCCCCAGCACCUGUCGCUGAAUCACACGAACUCACCUGAGUACCUCCUUGUGUAGCGCAAGUCUACCUUUCUGCCUUGUACUUAUCCUCACACCCCUUCCUCCGCUGCCCCCCGGAGUUGACUUUUGUCAGGUAACCUCCAUGUUAGCAACACGUGGUCACGUGGUGACACCUGCAGCAUAGACAGACGGAUGCACAGACCGACACGUAGAGAAAGACAAAGAGACAAGGAGACAGAGAAGAUGAGAGCUGGCAGGAGAGAGAGAGAGGAAGGUGUGCACGUGGUGUUGCGAUGACGUCACGGUUGUACCUGUGAGUGGGUUUGUUUUGGUUUGUAGACAUGCUGAACAUUUGCACUUUGACUAACUUGAGUUUUGUAGCUUUGUUUGUUUGUUUGUUUGACCUGUUUGGGAUUUUGUAGACUUCUUGUCGUUCAAACGCCUGCUCGCUACACAUGCGCACUCGACAGACUGCAGUGAGUUGUACUCUUCUUUCGUCACCAGACACACGAUGAUGUCACUAACGGACAUGUCACGUACAGUCAAUAAAAUUCUGUUAUCACAGUUGACGAAACAUGUGUGUGUUGUAU